Lactuca sativa (garden lettuce) is the source of this 1883-nucleotide messenger RNA. Its product is annotated as putative E3 ubiquitin-protein ligase XBAT31. The record is from RefSeq and is a predicted model, not a curated record. NCBI's taxonomy places the organism in Eukaryota, Viridiplantae, Streptophyta, Magnoliopsida, Asterales, Asteraceae. Gene Ontology annotation, molecular function: protein binding. Gene Ontology annotation, cellular component: nucleus. Gene Ontology annotation, biological process: regulation of gene expression.
UACUUAAAUACGACGCCAUUUACACCCUUUCUCCAUUCCCGACCACCAAUCCCUCUUUUGGUGGUAGUAGAUGAUUCCGGUGGACUUCCGCCGGUCUUCUGCGUAAACCAUCAAAACUUCAGAUUACCCUAAAACCAUGGGGCAGGGUCUUAGUUGCAGAGUACAAGAUGAACAUGGCUUGUUCACAGCAGUACAGUUUGGCGAUUUGGAGAUUGUGAAGACUGUUUUGGAGAGAGAUCCAUCUCUGAUUCAACAAAAAACCGUUUAUGAUCGCCAUUCUGCUCUUCACAUAGCUGCUGCCAAUGGCCAGAUCGAGAUUCUUUCUAUGCUUUUGGAGAAUCGAUCUGUCAAUCCGGAUUCUUUGAAUCGUCAUAAACAGACUCCAUUGAUGUUGGCUGCAAUGCAUGGGAAGAUCGCUUGUGUUGAAAAGCUUAUUCAAGCUGGGGCUAAUAUUUUGAUGUUCGAUUCACUGAAUGGAAGAACAUGUUUGCACUAUGCCGCUUAUUAUGGUCACUCCGAUUGUCUCCAGACCAUUCUUUCCUCUGCCCGAACCUCCCACGUCGCGUCUUCUUGGGGCUUUUCGCGAUUUGUGAAUAUAAGAGGUGGUAAAGGGGAAACACCAUUACAUUUAGCCGCUCGUCAACGGCGGCCUGAAUGUGUUCAUAUACUUCUAGACAGCGGAGCUCUGGUCUGUGCCUCCACCGGUGGACAUGGUCUUCCUGGUAGCACUCCACUUCAUUUGGCAGCAAGAGGUGGUUCCAUGGAUUGCAUCCGAGAAUUAUUAGCAUGGGGUGCAGAUCGACUUCAUAGAGACGCAACUGGGAGAAUCCCAUAUGCAGUCGCUUUAAAACACAAAAACGGCGCAUGUGCAGCUCUGCUCAACCCAUCAUCCGCAGAGCCACUGGUGUGGCCAUCACCAUUGAAAUUCAUCAGCGAGCUUAAUCAAGAUGCAAAAGCUCUGUUGGAACAAGCUCUAAUGGAGGUCAACAAGGAACGAGAAAAAGCAAUUUUGAAAAACACCGGCUACUCGAUGCCGUCUCCUUCCCAUUCUGAUACCACCGCCAUGGAUGAUAAUAUCUCCGAGGCGAGCGAUUCACAGUUAUGCUGCAUAUGCUUUGACCAAUUAUGCGCCAUUGAAGUUCAAGAUUGUGGUCAUCAAAUGUGUGCUCAAUGCACACUCGCAUUAUGCUGCCACAACAAACCGAACCCAACAACCUUAUCCCUGCCCGCACCCAUCUGCCCGUUUUGCCGAAGCAACAUAGCCCGGCUGACCGUGGUCAAAGUCAAAGUCAACACUGCUGACCAAGAACUCGAUCUUUAUUCCUCCCCUAAGCAGAGAAAAUCAAGAAAGUCUAUGAAUUUAAGUGAAGGGAGCAGCAGUUUUAGGAGUUUAUCGGCUGUGCCAUCGUUUGGGAAAAUUGUGGGUCGCGGGUCGGGUCGGGUUUCGGUUGAUAUUGAAAUUGAUAAACCGUGAAAAAAGGUUAUGAAAGUUGGAAACUUGGGUUGCAAAGAAUAGGGGAAGAAUUCUUGGGGUUUCCAUGUAUAGAAAGAUCUCUUCGAAUCUGUUAUUUGUUUUAAAGAUUUGUGGGGGAAUAAGUAAAAGCAAAAGGUGGAGGGAGGUUUUGGGUUGGUGAGUAUUUGUUUCCAUUGUGUUUUACUUCUACUUGAAGCAGAAGUAGUAAAAGCUUGCAUGGGAGACUUUGUUUAGUUACUUGUUUAAAAAGUAUUCUUUUUUCACUUUUUUUUUUCUUCUAAGGUUAGAAAAUUCAGAAUUCAAGAUUGUUAAUGUACCCACCCCUCCAAUGUAAAAAUGGUGUGUGGUUAAUUGAACCCCACCUUUUAUUUUUAUGUCCAUGAUUAUGAUGAGAGUAAUUUUGUUUAUA